AUGAAUCAGGGCAGCUCACAAAAACAGUACCACUUAGAGCACUAUCUCAUCUCCAAGUUGCUUACACAGCAGAAGAGAAGGCGGCCACGAGACCCACCAACAAGAUACAGUGGGAACUCAAGAGGCGAGCUUCCAAGUGUCUUCUCUGUGCCAUCCACCCUGAACAACCUUACAAAUGAAUACCUGGUGGUGAUGGCAGCAAGUUCUUCCAAUGUCAAAGAAGGGUAUAAAAUGUCCAUUUCUGAAGAUCUAGGGACUGGAAACUUUGACCAAAGCCAAGAACAACCAGUGAUGUCAGAAAUGAUGGAACGUGGGUCCCGGUCACUGGGAGGAAUCCAAAGACGUCCAAGGGCAGAGCAAAAACCUGCUGGAUCUGGUUCAGGCCAGUCAUUUUGGAAUGUGACUGGACCUCGUCCCAAGAAAGGGGGUCAUCAGGUGCAGAUGCCCCGGAUGCCAAGAGAUCACAGUCAGGUGGAUGGCUAUCUCCAGGAUCUGGAGGCAGAUUUAGUGGCAGAGAUUGGCCUGGAAAUUCUCAAUGGGCUGGAGAUGGAAGUCAUGAGAAGGCAGAUGCAAGUGAUUUCUGGGCGGCUGCGUGCCCUUGAGGACCAGGAUGCCACGUGGCGCCAUAAGGAGGCUGUGCUCUUUAGUUUGCUGGUCUCAGUCUGCAUAGCCAACCUGUGGCUUUGGAUGCGUCAGUAAAGUUUCACAAACACCACAACCCCAUUAGAGCCAUUCCUUUCUUUCGUCUUCCCUUUGCUUUCAAGGAUGCCCUUACCCACGCCAUUCUAUCUCCCAGCAGCCCCCCAGGUAGCAGUUGGGUCAUUUUACCCCUCUGCUUGGGCCUUCUGCCUGGAGAUACGCUCACUUUAUUGUGAGAUUCUAGCUGCUGCGAGGCUAGGGAACCACUGGGUAGCACCAUACAGGUAUGCCUGGGUUGAGAUGCCUCUCCUCUGGAGGAAUUAAAGGAUGGCACCAGCCCUGAAAGAAGCACUGACAUAAACACCUAACCAUCUCUGCUUUGUGGGCCUGGUCUCUGUAACCCAACAUUGCUUUUCUUCCGUUCUCUGUGGGCAGGGUUUGCCUUUUGAUUCCUCCUUUGUUUACUUCCACACCACUCAAGCCUUUGC
Messenger RNA from Cricetulus griseus (Chinese hamster), 1127 nucleotides. The record is from RefSeq and is a predicted model, not a curated record. Lineage: Eukaryota; Metazoa; Chordata; Mammalia; Rodentia; Cricetidae.